AUGGAAGAGGUACUCCUCUACUUCGAGCACGAGAACCAUGCUACCGACGAGGUCUACGAUAAGACUGUGAAGAACCACAUCACGAGAAUCACCCGUCUAUUCAAGGACCAGGCGCCUGCUAUUGUGGCCAGCGCUCCGCGCCUGCUAGAGAUUGUCAACCCCGCCAACCACUCGAUCUCGCAUCUUGCGAUUCUGAACACGCUCAAGCAUAUUGAAGAGGCUUCCCUCCCGAUAUCAAUCGACGUCUUUCGCGAGUAUGUUGCUCGGUUCUUGCUGUCAUACGACGCUCGGCAGAUACGCUACGUUGGUGACGUCUUCUACGAUUUGGUCAAGGAUGUCUCCGAGUGCAAGCUCUUCCCGGCACGCCAGUCAAUCGAGAUCGUUGUUGCCGCCUUGGGGCGACUUGACCCAGAUUCCGCCAUGCUCACAAGCCUCCACCUCGCUGUGGUCAAGCUGGCAUACGAAACGGCAAACUGGGACGAGAUACUGCCAAUCAUAGAAAAGUCUUGGGUCUUUCUUCCGGGCAUGAAGGACCAGGCCCGUUCAAAGUAUCUCUGCGACCUGACGGCUUCACCAGCGGCCUACAUCAGCCCAUCUACACAACUGACAGAUUACCUGACCCGCGAAGGAGUAAUGGAACACGAGUACAUCUCUGCUAUGAUCUUCACGGCGAAGCAUAAAUGGGCGAAAGCACACGAGGCCUACCAGAGAAUCGUCACCUGGCCCUCAAGAGAGUCGUCCGUGAGCAAGUUGAUGACCGAUUCUCACAAGCGGUGGAUUCUUACCGGCCUUUUGGCCCUCGGCCAGGCACCGAUACUACCAUCCCACAUCAGCUCGAGUGUCCAAAAAUCCUACGCAGCCCUUUCGAAGCCCUAUGCGGACGUGGCAGCCCAGUUCUCGACCGCCAACGUGGAACAGCUCAGGACUGAGAUCGAGAAAGGAGCAGAGACAUGGGUGACCGACCAGACGACCACCCUUAUAAAGGAAGUUGUCUUGGCGUAUCAGAAAUGGCAAAUCCUCGGCCUUGCGGACGUGUACCUUAAGAUCAGCGUCCCGGAGAUCCGUCAGCAGACGUUCAGCGCCGAAACGGCCCAGAACCUCGAGACCGAUGACGAGGUCGAGGGGCUUUUACAGGAGAUGGUCAAUAUCGGAAUGCUCCAAGGAUCGCUAGAGAUCAGUCCUGAUGGCACGAAAUGCCUUACUUUCCUCUCACGCGACGAGGAAAUUGAGUACACCGAGUACCAGAAGAAGAUCAAAGAUGACACGCGAAUCAAGACUUUCAACAAGCUCACUCAGGAGAGCGACGCUCGUCUGGCCUCCUCCAAGGACUUCGCCAAGCACAUUCUUCGCGAGCAGAAGCGGCUGGACAAGGAUGGCGGUCAGUCCCAGAAUGUCGAGCUCGGCUUUGAUGCAUCCAUCGAGGAUGAGGACCUUAUGUCGGGUCUCCGUCAGGAUUGA
Colletotrichum higginsianum IMI 349063 is the source of this 1458-nucleotide messenger RNA. RefSeq names its product COP9 signalosome complex subunit 3. Gene Ontology annotation, biological process: ubiquitin-dependent protein catabolic process. The record is from RefSeq and is a predicted model, not a curated record. The transcript has 3 exons. Lineage: Eukaryota; Fungi; Ascomycota; Sordariomycetes; Glomerellales; Glomerellaceae. Gene Ontology annotation, cellular component: COP9 signalosome. The coding region runs from base 1 to 1458 and encodes 485 amino acids.